AAGGAGGAAUGGACUGUGGGCCACCUGCAACCCUCCAGCCUCACCUGGCUGAACCUCCUGGCACUGGCCGUCGCCCGGUAGCCGUGUGCCAGCAGGAAAGCUUGUCCUUUGUGGAACUGCCCACCCUGCAGCCUACAAGGCCAGUGUGCGUGGACCUUUUCCCCAUUGCUCCCGAGGAGCUACAAGCUCCUGGUAGCCGCUGGUCCCUGGCGACCCCUGCCCCUCUCCAAGGACUGUCAUGGCCGCCAUCCCCAGGAGGCCCAGAUACCCAUAUCUCCACCAGCGGAGGAAUGAGACCCAGCAGGGCUGGCAGCUGGCCCCACUGUCCUGGUGCCCAGCCCCCAACUCUGGUGGGACCCUGGAGCUCUCAACACAUGCCGCCCCAGCGCAGGGCCAGCCACGGUGGCUCAGAGAAGAAGUCAGCCUGGCGCAAGAUGCAAGUGUAUCAUAAUGAAGAGGCCACGGGUGGUACUGAGACCCCCACGGGCCUUCUGGAGACUGGCCAGGCUGCACAAGAGCAGACUCUGUGUGCGGAAGUGCCCAGACCACAGGAGCUUUCCGGAAACGUCAGAGGGGGUCUUGAGGCUCAGGAGCGAAGACGCUUCUCAGCCUCUGAACUGAUGACAAGGCUGCACUCGUCUCUGCGCCUCGGGCGCACGGCCACCAGGGCUCUGACUUCAGGGUCAGGUGCUGGAAUCGCCCGGGAAGGGAAACUGCCUGUGAGGGAAUCCCGAAGAGCGGAGAUGAGGGUGGACAGUGUGUCGCUGCCAGCACCUGUGGACCCAAAUGAGGUCCACGGUGGUCUACUGGAGCCUAGGCUGGACCCGCACGAAAAGCCCUCUCAGGAUCCCAGCAGCGCCACCGAGCGGCGCCAGUCCCGCUUUCUCCUUAACUCUGUCCUCUACCAGGAGUACAGCGACGUGGCCAGCGCGCGCGAGUUGCGGCGGCAGCAGCGCGAGGAGGAGGGCCCUGGGGACGGGGCGGAGGGCGCGGAGGAGGGGCCCGGGCCACCGCGCGCCAACCUUUCCCCGAGCAGCUCCUUCCGCGCGCAACGCUCGACCCGAGGCUCCACCUUCUCGCUGUGGCAGGACAUCCCCGACGUGCGCGGCAGCGGCGUCCUGGCCACGCUGAGCCUGCGCGACUGCAAAUUGCAGGAGGCCAAAUUUGAGCUGAUCACCUCGGAGGCCUCCUACAUCCAUAGUCUAUCGGUGGCCGUGGGCCACUUCCUAGGCUCCGUGGAGCUGAGCGAGUGUCUGGGGACUCAGGACAAGCAGUGGCUAUUUUCCAAACUGCCCGAGGUCAAGAGCACCAGCGAGAGGUUUCUUCACGAUCUGGAACAGCGUCUAGAGGCCGACGUGCUGCGCUUCAGCGUGUGCGAUGUGGUUCUGCACCACUGCCCCGCCUUCCGCCGGGUCUACCUGCCCUAUGUCACCAAUCAGGCCUAUCAGGAGCGCACCUACCAGCGCCUGCUCCUAGAGAACCCCAAGUUCCCCGGCAUCCUGGCUCGCCUGGAAGAGUCCCCUGUGUGCCAACGGCUGCCUCUCACCUCCUUCCUCAUCCUGCCCUUCCAGAGGGUCACUCGCCUCAAGAUGCUGGUGGAGAACAUCUUGAAGCGGACAGCACCAGGCUCCCAAGACGAGGACAUGGCCACCAAGGCCUUCAGUGCACUCAAGGAGCUGGUGCAGGAAUGCAACGCCAGCGUGCAGUCCAUGAAGAGGACUGAGGAGCUCAUUCACUUGAGUAAGAAGAUCCACUUCGAGGGCAAGAUCUUUCCGCUGAUCUCCCAGGCCCGCUGGCUGGUGCGGCACGGAGAGCUGGUGGAGCUGGCCCCCAUGCCCGCCGCACCGCCCGCCAAGCUGAAGCUGUCCAGCAAGGCCGUCUACCUUCACCUCUUCAACGACUGUCUGCUGCUGUCCCGGAGGAAAGAGCUCGGGAAGUUUGCUGUUUUCGUCCAUGCCAAUAUGGCUGAGCUGCAGGUUCGAGACCUGAGCCUGAAGCUGCAGGGCAUUCCGGGUCACGUGUUCCUGCUCCGGCUGCUGCACGGUCAGCGUGCCAGGCACCAGCUGCUGCUGAGAGCACGUACCGAAAGUGAGAAACAACGAUGGAUCUCAGCCUUGCGCCCCUCCAGCCCCCAGGAGGACAAGGAGGUCACCUGUGAUGGAGAAGACCGCCCCCAGGUCCAGUGCGUGAGGACCUACAAGGCCCUGCAGCCGGAUGAGUUGACGUUGGAGAAGACAGACAUCCUGGCAGUGAAGACCCGGACCAGUGAUGGCUGGCUGGAGGGCGUGCGGCUGGCUGAUGGUGAGAAGGGGUGGGUGCCACAGGCCCACGUGGAGGAGAUCAGCAGCCUUAGUGCUCGACUUCGAAACCUCCGAGAGAACAAGAGGGUCACCAGUGCCAGCAGAAAGCUGGGGGACCCGCCUGCCUGACGCUCGCCUGGAGCCCAGCUGGGUCCACUCCUGUGCCGUAGGCUUCUGUGUGUCUGGGGGCUUCUCUGCAGGCGCUGCGUGGUAACAGUUCUGUGAAUACACCCUGGCUGCCUCUGCUUGCAGUCUGACCUGAGGGCCUUCGCACUGGCUUCUCUGCCUGGAGAGCCCCGCCCCAUCAGGAGGGUGCUAGCUGUCUCUAGGUGCCCUGAGGGCAGAGGGGCUGCGUGUCAACCUGCUACUUUCCCCUCCAAGUAGCAAAGUGUCAGAUCCAAGCAGGCUUGAAUAUUAAAGUGACUCCAUGAG
Molecule: messenger RNA, 2732 nt
Organism: Peromyscus eremicus (cactus mouse)
Lineage: Eukaryota; Metazoa; Chordata; Mammalia; Rodentia; Cricetidae
Gene: Arhgef19
Product: Rho guanine nucleotide exchange factor 19
Exons: 15
Coding region: 9-2429 (806 amino acids)
Biological process (GO): regulation of actin cytoskeleton organization; activation of GTPase activity
Molecular function (GO): protein binding; guanyl-nucleotide exchange factor activity
Source: RefSeq, a predicted model, not a curated record